AUGUCGACAAAUUCAAUCAAAUUAUUGACUGGUGAUAUUCAUAAAGGAUUAGCUGAGUUAGUAUCCAAAAGGUUGGGAUUAAAAAUCACUCCUAGUGAAUUAAAAAGAGAUUCUACUGGAGAAGUUCAAUAUUCCAUUGGAGAAUCAGUUAGAGAUGAAGACUUAUUCAUAAUUUGUCAAAUAGGUAGUGGGGUUGUUAAUGAUAGGGUUAUUGAAUUAUUAAUCAUGAUUAAUGCUUGUAAAACUGCAAGUGCUAGAAGAAUCACUGUGAUAUUGCCAAAUUUCCCUUAUGCUAGACAAGAUAGAAAAGAUAAAAGCAGAGCUCCAAUUACUGCUAAAUUAAUGGCUGAUAUGUUAACUACUGCUGGAUGUGAUCAUGUUAUAACUAUGGAUUUACAUGCUUCACAAAUUCAAGGUUUCUUUGAUGUUCCAGUUGAUAAUUUAUAUGCCGAACCAAGUGUUGUUAGAUAUAUCAAGGAAACUAUCAAUUAUAAAGAAGCUAUUAUAGUAUCACCUGAUGCUGGUGGAGCUAAAAGAGCUGCUGGUUUGGCUGACAGAUUAGAUUUGAACUUUGCUUUGAUCCAUAAAGAAAGAGCUAGAGCUAAUGAAGUCAGUAGAAUGGUUUUAGUUGGUGAUGUAUCAGAUAAAAUCUGUAUAAUUGUUGAUGAUAUGGCUGAUACUUGUGGUACUUUAGCUAAAGCAGCUGAAGUUUUAUUAGACAACAAAGCUAAAGAAGUUAUUGCCAUAGUAACUCAUGGAAUUUUAUCAGGUAAAGCUAUUGACAAUAUAAAUAAUUCUAAAUUAGCAAGAGUUGUUUGUACUAAUACUGUUCCAUUCGAAGAAAAAUUGAAAUUAUGUGAUAAAUUAGAUACUAUUGAUGUUUCUGCUGUUAUUGCUGAAGCCAUCAGAAGAUUACAUAAUGGUGAAAGUAUCUCCUAUUUAUUUAAAAAUGCUCCUUUAUAA
Molecule: messenger RNA, 963 nt
Organism: Yamadazyma jaroonii
Lineage: Eukaryota; Fungi; Ascomycota; Pichiomycetes; Serinales; Debaryomycetaceae
Source: the annotation of a GenBank genome assembly